Molecule: messenger RNA, 2887 nt
Organism: Podarcis raffonei (Aeolian wall lizard)
Lineage: Eukaryota; Metazoa; Chordata; Lepidosauria; Squamata; Lacertidae
Exons: 3
Coding region: 107-1990 (627 amino acids)
Source: RefSeq, a predicted model, not a curated record
AAUGACCACUUGGUGGCGCCCGAGAGCUCCAGGCUGAAAUAUAAAUUGAGGAGGCGGAGGAUUCCUCUUUCUUUUCUGCAAGGGAGGUGCACUUCUACAUGUCAAAAUGCCAAAAAGAAAAUGUAAAUUUUCUGUCAAGCUACAGAAGAAGUAUACCUGUUUUAGAAGAGGUAGAGAUGAUUUCGAAGGUGAAUGCAUGAUAUGUAAACCAGGUACGUUUGUUUCUGUGGCAUGUAAAGGAGGACUCAACCUGCAAUCGCAUGUGGACUCUGAAAAACACAAAAGAGCAAUUCAGGGAGAAGCUUCUUUCUUAACAGACUUUUUCGUAAAACCAGGUAGCAGUUUGGAAGAUGAAGUAACCGCAGCAGAGGGAACUUUCGCUUUUCACACUGUUAAGCACCACAACAAUUAUAACAUGAUGGUGUGCACAUCAGGCCCACUGAGGACCAUGUUCCCAGAUUACGAUAUUGCAAGGAUAUUUUCAAGUGCAAAAACCAAGACUGAGGCAAUUGUAAAUUCUGUCUUGGCACCUGAUUGUUUAGAAAAUGUUUUGAAAAGCAUUGAAGAAAAUGAAGUAGAUUUUUGCGGAGUUUCUACUGGCGGGAGUGACCAUGGUUCGGUAAAGGUGUUUCCGAUAGUUAUUCGAUAUUUUGACUGGAAAAGUGAUGGUUUGCAGUCCAAAAUAAUUGAAAUGCAAAGCCAACCCAACGAGAGUGCAGAUACAAUCUCAUCAUACGUGAAAGAAACUCUUGAUAGUAAAGGACUAUUAAAUAAAUGUAUAACGUUCACAGGUGACAACUGCAACACAAUGUUUGGAGGGAUGCCAAGGGAUUCAGAAGGAAGAAAUGUGUUUGCAAAGUUGAAGAAUGAGCUAGAUAACAAAACUUUAAUUGGUGUGGAAUGUCCAGCACACAUUUUGAAUAACUGCGUACAGCAGGCAGCAGAAACGUUGGACGUCGAUAUUGAGGGCAUCCUUUUCAGGAUAUACCAGUACUUUCAUAUCUAUAGAGUCCGAACAGAGCAGUUAAAGGAGUACUGUGAAUUUGUGGACAUUGAAUACAAACAGCUGCUAUCGCAUAGCAAAACAAGGUGGUUGUCAUUAUUUCCAAGUAUCACUAGACUCAUUCACCUGUUUCCAGCUGUCAAGGCGUUUUUCCUCUCGCAGAAUAAACCACCAACAGUGUUAAAAAACUUUUUUGAACAUGAGUUCAGUGAGGUUUAUUUAUUGCACUUGCAGUCUCUCAUGAGUAUCUUUCACUCAAAUAUUUUGGAACUCGAAAGGGAAAAUAAUUCAGUUGUAGAGGUUCUGAAAGUUCUGCUUUGUGUUCAUAACAUGCUUACUGAACGUAAGAGCAACAACUUUAUGUGUCUCAAAGUUAAGAGCCUCCUAGCCGAAAAGCGUAAGCAUGGUCUUAGUGCGGCGUGUGACAAAUUCUGUGCAGAAGUAAAUAGCUUAUACGACAGCUGCAUAGAAUAUCUAGAAAAAUGGGUGGAGCCCAUGAAGGAGUUUUCAUGCUUCAUGUGGAUGUCUCUUAGUGAGUCACUAGAGUGGGACAAGGUAGAAUCUUCCAUGAAAUUUCUCCUGGACAGGCAUGUGUCCAUAGAUUAUGGGAAGUGCUUUGAUCAAUUCUUCAACCUCAGGAAGUUUGUAAAUCAAUACAAAGGUGAUGAUGAGUUCAUUAAUCUACAGGCGCAUCAGAAGUGGGCCAAGUACUUUGAGACUUCCAAAAACAUGUGCCAGUCAGAACUUCUGAAAAUUGCACAGUUUUUUUUUGCUAUUGCACCACAUAAUGCGAAUGUGGAACGCAUCUUCUCUCUGAUGCAAAGUCAGUGGAGCAAAGAAGGAGGCAACUUACCCUUUGAAUCACUGCGAAGUAUAUUGCUAGUACAAUAUAAUUAUAAACACUUUACUUGCAAGGAAUUUUGUGCCUAUCUCUUAAGCAAUAAGCAGUUGUUGAACAGGAUCAGAUCUACAGAGAAAUAUGCUUAGGCCAGACAGUGUCAGAAAGAAGAACAAAGUGCAUCUGAAACUGACGGAAAGGGCUUUUUAAGACUUCUGCAGAAAUGUGGAACUGAAGGCGCAAGACUAUUCAAGCUGCUAAAGGCUACUGUAGAAGAGGACAAUGGUGCCCAAGGGUCUUAAAGGCUGAGCCCCAGAAUCUGGAGAGGAGGUUCAGUAGGUGAGGUGCCAGCACGCAGCCCUACUGGCCACUGACUAUAGGCCCCAGGAAUUAGAAGAGUCCCUAGUUCCCUAAUUGGCUUGACCUGCCAUGCCGUUUCUCAGAGCCUGGAAGUGGCAGAGAAGCCAUCGAUGCUGAUGGUGCCAAAAAUACGAGAGGGAAGAGGGCCUGGCGAGGCUGCUGCCACAAGAGAAAGGCACAGACCCAGUGGGGUGGGGUGUCCAGUUACAGGGAGGUGGAUAUUGCAGUAGGAGCAGCAGCUAGUCUGCUGGGGGCCCCUGGGAAUCCGGGUUCAAAUGAUGCUAGAUAUAAAUACCAUUGUGUAGCUGGCUUUGUCCUGGCAUAGGUUUUACACAGCAGCCAAAAUCUAAUUCAAGCAUUAAUGUUGAACUCCUUGAUUUUUCAUGCACGAAACUGGACUUUGAUUGGGUGCUGCCACUACCCUUUCAGCUGGUGCUGUAGAUUAUAGGUUACCUUGUUAGUGGCUUGCCUGACACCCUCACUGUAUUCUUAAGUGGCAGGUAUGGCCGCCUUAAAAGUUCACCCAGGACUUGUAAUUGUGCUAAAUUCAGCAUUUUAGGCUGUCUCUGUUGUAAACUUUUCUCUUUGAUUUUUUUGCUAUCUUACAUUGUUGUCUUCCAUGAAGUAUUUGCUGAUGGGCAUGUAUGUGUGUUAUAUAUGUUUAUAAUAAAUGUGGCUGGAAACUA